This is a messenger RNA of Protobothrops mucrosquamatus (brown spotted pit viper), 2821 nucleotides long. It is a transcript of the gene SYK, whose product is annotated as spleen associated tyrosine kinase. Gene Ontology annotation, biological process: regulation of platelet aggregation; positive regulation of B cell differentiation; intracellular signal transduction. NCBI's taxonomy places the organism in Eukaryota, Metazoa, Chordata, Lepidosauria, Squamata, Viperidae. The transcript has 14 exons. The record is from RefSeq and is a predicted model, not a curated record. Gene Ontology annotation, cellular component: cytoplasm; extrinsic component of cytoplasmic side of plasma membrane. Bases 189 to 2081 code for a protein of 630 amino acids. Gene Ontology annotation, molecular function: ATP binding; non-membrane spanning protein tyrosine kinase activity; signaling receptor binding.
ACCCUGAACGCGCAAACUGACGAGGAUUUCCCUGGGAAGCCCGCCAAGCCUCAUAUUCCCUCCCGCCGUUGCAAAGGCAGGGGCUGGAGAGGAGAGACCCCCCUAACCGGAGGUUCCGUCCACCCAUUGGUUUCUCAGGCGUAAUAUAGCCUCAAAAGCAAACGAGCAAAGAGAAGUAGUGGAAAAAAAUGGCAAGUUCUGAUUCUAUUAGCUACCUAUCCUAUUUUUUUGGCAACAUCACACGUGAAGAAGCUGAAGAUUAUCUGCUGCAAGGAGGACUAAACAACGGACUGUAUUUACUGCGACAGAGCCGAAACUAUCUGGGUGGUUUUGCUUUAUCUCUGGCAUAUAAUGGAAAGGUUUAUCAUUACACCAUUGAGAGGGAAAUUAAUGGCACUUAUGCUAUUACUGGAGGAAAAUCCCACCGGAGUCCUGUAGAACUCAUUGACUACCACUCAGAUGAAAUUGAUGGUCUCAUGUGUUUACUCAGGAAACCAUAUAAUCGGCCACCAGGAAUAGAACCCAAAACAAGUCAGUUUGAGGACUUAAAGGAAAAUCUAAUCAAAGAAUACGUUAAACAAACCUGGAAUUUAUGUGGACAUGCCCUCGAGCAAGCAAUUAUUAGUCAGAAACCACAACUGGAGAAACUGAUUGCUACAACUGCACACUUGAAAAUGCCCUGGUUCCAUGGGAUGAUAUCUCGGGAGGAUUCAGAGCAGCGCCUACUUCUGGGUUCAAAGACUAAUGGAAAAUUUUUGAUUAGGGAAAGAGAUAACAAUGGAUCCUAUGCUCUUUGUUUACUCAAUGAAGGCAAGGUACUACAUUAUCGCAUUGAUAAAGACAAGAAAGGAAAACUGUCAAUACCAGCUGGAAAGAAAUUUGAUACUUUAUGCCAGCUAGUGGAACAUUAUUCCUACAAAGCAGAUGGACUUCUAAGAAUAAUCACAGAGCCAGUGCGUGAUCCAGAUUUUCAGUCAAGAAAUAGGACAUUACCCCCCAAAGUUUCUAAGCCUCGCAACUCCAUGACUUGGACAACAGGUGGAAUUAUCACCAGAAUCAAAUCAUACACUUUCCCAAAGCCAGGAAGCCACAAGCCAUCUUUCUCUAUUCCUGGCCAGAGAGAUGAUUCUGCACUGCUUGCAAUGUUUAACAAUUAUGCACCCUCAUGGGCAAAACGAGGUGAACAGAGGGAACCUUUGCCUAUGGAUACAGAAGUUUACGAAAGUCCAUAUGCAGAUCCAGAAGAAGUGAAAGCUAAAAAUGUCACUCUUGACCGAAAUUUACUGACUUUGGAAGAUAAAGAACUUGGUUCUGGUAAUUUUGGUACAGUAAAAAAAGGCACUUAUGAAAUGAAAAAAGGAAAGAAAACUGUGGCUGUGAAAAUUCUCAAAAAUGAAAGUAAUGAUCCAGCAAUAAAAGAUGAACUCCUAAGAGAAGCAAAUGUAAUGCAACAACUUGAUAACCCAUAUAUUGUCCGAAUGAUUGGGAUAUGUGAAGCUGAAUCUUGGAUGUUGGUAAUGGAAAUGGCUGAGCUUGGCCCCUUGAAUAAAUAUCUGUUAAAACAUGGAGAUGUCACAGAAAAGAACCUAAUAGAGCUGGUGCAUCAGGUUUCCAUGGGAAUGAAAUAUUUGGAAGAAAAUAAUUUUGUACACAGAGAUUUAGCUGCAAGAAAUGUGCUUCUGGUUACACAACAUUAUGCCAAAAUAAGUGACUUUGGACUUUCAAAAGCUCUUGGUUCUAAUGAUUACUACAAGGCAGAACAUCAUGGCAAAUGGCCAGUUAAAUGGUAUGCUCCAGAAUGCAUGAACUUCUUCAAAUUUUCUAGCAAGAGUGAUGUUUGGAGUUUUGGUGUGUUAAUGUGGGAGACAUUUUCCUUUGGGCAAAAGCCAUAUAAGGGUAUGAAAGGAAUUGAUGUUGCACAGAUGAUUGAAAGAGGAGAACGACUGGAAUGUCCAGUGGGUUGCUCAUCUGAUAUCUAUGAAUUAAUGAAAUUGUGUUGGACAUAUAGUGUUGAUGAUCGGCCAUCAUUUUUUACUGUUGAAUUAAAGCUACGCAACUACUACUAUGACAUUGCUCAAUAAAUCUAUUGUGGAAUUGCAAUGAAGACGUCCCAAGAGGCAGAUACAAAAUUUGACGUUUCAAAUAAGUUGCAGAAAGUACCAAAAUGCACUCCAGAAGAAUCAUUGUGAAAAGACCAUUGCUGUAGAAUUACCUUGCUACUUUUAAAAAAACUUGCUAGUAUCUACAGUAGUAUUUUCAAAGGGAGCUAUUUUGAUGUUCAAGGAUCUGGAAUUAGUUAUGUUUGCUUAGUCUAUUUUAAAAAAAAUGGAUUUUGUUAGGUUGCUUUCUGUCUUGCUGUUCAAAUGUACCAUCUUUUGUGAUAUCAAAAGAAUGAUUGUAUUUAUCAUUAUUGCUGUUAAGAGAAUCGGUUACUUUCACUUUUAAAAACUCAAAGCAGAGACUGGUUUUAAAUUAGAAAUGAGCUAAUAAAGUUAGAAAUAACAUAUCAUAGCUUUAAAACAUAUGACAUAUAUAUGCAAAAAAAAGCUAGAUCCUCACUUCUGUCAAAUAUUCCCCAUUAGUAUUUAUUAUUUUGUAAAAUAUAAACAUCUAUUAACAAAAUUGGCAAAUUAUUUCAUACAGUAACAACAGAUCCCUAUUAUUGUUUUAAUCUUUAAGGUUGCACUUAUUAAAUAAUAAAGGUAAAAAAAAUAAAAAGUAUAGAUGAACUAACAUCAGCGCUUAACCUCAGUCUUUUGUAUCAUAUAAUCAAAACUCUGAUGACCUCUGGGAACACCGUUUAUUUAGGUCUACUCUAUAU